AUGUCAUCUUCAACUUUUACACUCAAAGGACAAAGUCUAAAAUGUGAUACUGCUGAAGAAAUUUCGGUUCAUCUUGAAGCUUUAAAGUCAGAUGAUCAAGUAACAAAGGUAGUAGUGGGUGGCAACACUUUCGGUAUUGGUGCAUGUGAAGAACUUGGAAACGUUCUCAAAGAAAAGGAACGCUUGGUGGAAGCAGACUUGGCGGAUAUCUUCACCGGUCGAUUGAUUUCAGAAAUUCCACAAGCUUUAUCAUCACUUUGCAAUUCACUUUUAAACCUCAACAAUCUCACCAUCAUCGAUCUUUCCGAUAACGCAUUUGGUGGAAGAUGUGUAGACUCUAUGGUCCCUUUUCUUUCUUCUCAUUUACCUUUGGAAGAACUUAGACUUGCGAACAAUGGUCUUGGUCCAGCUGGUGCAACCGUCAUUGCUGAUGCACUUUAUGAACUUGGUCUUAAGGCUCGUCAAGCUAAUCAACCUAGUCGACUUCGUAAAAUUAUUUGUGGUCGUAAUAGAUGUGAAAAUGGAUCGGCUAAAUCUUGGGGUCGAGUUUUCGAAGUUCAUAGUGAAUUAACCGAAGUUAGACUAUUUCAGAAUGAUUUUCGUAAUCAUGGUUGGGAUCCUCUUAUGAGUGGUUUAGCUUGUUGUUCAAAACUCGAGGUAUUAGAUAUGUGGGAUAACACUGCCACUGAAAAAGGAUCUCGGGCUGUGGCUAGUGCACUUCCUCAACUCAAAAACUUACGUGAACUUAAUUUGGGUGAUUGUUUAUUGAGACCCCGGGGUGGAGCAAUGAUCGCUAGAGCUUUGAAACUUGGGAAUAAUUCGAAGUUGGAAUUACUCAAGUUAUCAGGUAGUGAAAUUGAUGAAGAGGUGGUCGGUUUAUUGGUGGAUUUUGUGACUGGGUAUGGAUCCAAGUUGAAAAGGGUGGAGCUGAAUGAUAACUUUGGUGAUGCUGAAGCUGCGGAAGAGUUGACGGGCGUGUGGGGUAACAUGAAGAAAGCUUUGGAUACGUGGGGUAAUGAAGCUGAGAUGGAUGAACUUGAUGCGAUCAUUGAGGCAGAUUCAGAUGAAGAAGAUGGCUCGGAGGGUGAAGAAGAUAAAGAAGAUGACGAAAGUGAAGUUGCAUCUGGUGUAUCGCAACCAGCUGAAGCAACCGAAACUGAGCAGGAAACCCCGGCGUCUAUCCCUACCGAGGAGCAACAUGAAGAGGCUGUAGCACCUCAGCCUGAACCUCAGGUAUCUUCAUCUGUUAUCGCAUCUGGUGUAGCAAAACCAACCGAAAUUGAACAAAAAACUGCCGCGUCAAUUCCUGUCGAUGAGCAACAUCAGGAGGCUGUAGCACCUCAGCCUGAACCUCCAGCACCUGCACCUCAAGUAUCUUCAUCUGUUACUGAGCCUGUACCGGCGCCUGAACAGACCAUCAAGGCAGUCCCGCAAGAAUCGACAUCCGAUGCGAUUCCAACAGAGGCAUCAACUUCUAAGCCGACAGUUGAAGUGGCGCCAUCCCAACCAGAAGUUUCAAAAGAUGAGAACAGUAGCACAUUACACGACUUGUUAAUACAAACGAUGAAAGCCUUGAAGCUCACAUAA
Melampsora larici-populina 98AG31 is the source of this 1587-nucleotide messenger RNA. RefSeq lists its product as uncharacterized. The transcript is spliced from 5 exons. Bases 1 to 1587 code for a protein of 528 amino acids. Gene Ontology annotation, cellular component: nucleus; cytosol; perinuclear region of cytoplasm. Lineage: Eukaryota; Fungi; Basidiomycota; Pucciniomycetes; Pucciniales; Melampsoraceae. Gene Ontology annotation, biological process: activation of GTPase activity; nucleocytoplasmic transport. The record is from RefSeq and is a predicted model, not a curated record. Gene Ontology annotation, molecular function: small GTPase binding; GTPase activator activity.